Spirometra erinaceieuropaei is the source of this 1506-nucleotide messenger RNA. The record is from the annotation of a GenBank genome assembly. NCBI's taxonomy places the organism in Eukaryota, Metazoa, Platyhelminthes, Cestoda, Diphyllobothriidea, Diphyllobothriidae.
AUGAAAAAGAAGAAGAUUCAGGCCCGUGUCUCUGGUUGCGUGAAUGCCAGCAGUAGUGUGGAGGACCAGGAGGCGGACAAUGACGGCGACAGCGAUGGCUACAGCACGGAAAAGGAACUGCAACAGAAGGUGUCCUCCCCGGCGGAAGCGAAUGAUGCUGGAGUUGGCGGUGACACCGGCAGUGAAUCCUGUGCACCGACCUCAGCGGAGAGCCUUGCCGCCGAUCCCUCAGCGGCCAGGUUCGCCGCUCAAGGCGCUUUCCUCUCGCAUUUUGCAUCGACAAAGCGUACAGAGGCCAGCACCACUUCACCUCCCUAUCCACUUACCGCCUAUCAACACCAACUCUUCGAUUCUGCCAGAACCCUUGAUCUGCCUAACCCCACUGAAAUGCUCCGACUCUCGGCAACUCAGAAGGAGACCGCCCACACCGUCGCCGCCUCCGCCGCCUAUCCACGAGACGUCGCCUACCAGACUCCAGUACCCACUGGGUCAGGAGGCGAGGCCUUCUUUACGAGGGAGCUGAAUGGUUGUUACGGCUCAGAGUGGUGUGACUUGUACACUUCCAGAAGGUUUACACACCCUCAAGUAUCCUACCCCUCCUCCCCGCCGCCGCCAGAAUUGAGGGCAGAACCUGCGUUCCCACCAGUUCGCGAAUCCCUCCCCGAAUACUCCCGAGAGUUCGGACAGUCAAACCUAGUUAAUUAUCCAUAUACUCAGAAGAAUCCCCUCCAAUCUCUUGCAAGCAAUGUGAUUUCCGGCCUCAUUGAUAACACUCACGUCAGCAGUGGAAGCCAGAGUAACAGUCCUUCGAUGGCUGGUGGUAUAGGGGCGGUCGGUGCAGAACUUGGAAAUUCUGGAUCGCCUUCUCAGGUCUUCGGUAGUUCGAGAUAUCUACAUGGACCCACACUUGGGCCGCCAAACACCCCAGCAACGGAAGACGGUCUCGGCAGAUAUGCGGCAAUGUUCUCCAGCCUCCUUAACCCGAACACCUUUGAAUCUGGUCGAAGUGAAGGCCAAUCCCUUUCCUCAAAUCAGGAACCUCACCCUCGGCCAUGUGAGCCCCAGCAUCAACGGCGACGCCAGACACAACCACACGACCCCUGUGCCUACCCCCCUGCCAACUCUGAUCUUUAUUCGCAGUAUACUACCCACAACUACUCCCCAUUCCCACAGGCCCAGACGAACACAGUAUUCUCAGAUGCCAUGGUUUCUCAUUCAGCUGCUGUGGUCGACCCGAUGCAAAAUUACUGUGCACCCUUCUACGGAACACCAAUCUCGAGCCCCCAGAAACAGGCAGAAACGACGGCACUUCCUACCUAUCAGACGGCUGGAUUUGGCGAACAAAACUUCGCCAGCCCCUCUGUCUACGACUAUGCCUCCGUGUUCUCCCACGUCUAUCCGCCCAUGAGACAGGAGGACAACGAUUUGGGGUCAGUCAGCAUGUUCCCGUCGGCAUUUUCCGUGACAAAUGGUGUGUCGUUGGAAUCAACGUUGAAAAUAGCUUAA